AUGGAUCAGGGUUUCUUCGGCAACAGGCGCAGAUCACGUUCACCCACUCGCAACCGUGUAGCCUACCCGAGAUUCCCUCAGUGGACCUCGCUAACACGCGCGCAAGCACAGAAGGACGAUUUGCCAGUGUUCGGCCCCUGGCUACCGACAUCUCAACCCGCCGCUAACUCGGAGGAGGAAACUGUGGUUUUCGUACCACAACCGCGACCAAAACCACGAAGCAGAUCGAGAUCACUUGAUCGUGCCAAAUUUAGGAAGCCUCAUCUGGAAGGUGUGGAGAGUGUCGGUGUUGGUAUUGAGAAGAAAAUCACUGCGAGUGUCCCACAUUUCACUGACACCACUUCGGGAUCAUCAUCUGGACCUGAACCGAUGAGCAGCCCAACACUGUCCCGAGUAUCAUCGACGCUGUCAUCAGACUCACUUGUGGCCCUGUUUCCGUUUGAUUCAGAUAUUUUUCGUCCAACAACUAUGAAAAAGGAGAACUCUAAAAAAGAAUCGAAGAAAAAAGAAGAAACCGCAAUAGCUUUGAGAAAUCCAAACAUCGUCGCCUUGUGUCCUCCACCAAGAAUAAUCCCAAGUGUAUCUCCCAGAAAACCACCCGGUUUGCCAAAAAUCCACGGCUCGUUUGGAGCGAAGGUUCAAAUAAAACCAAAGUCACCUGUGGUUCAAGAUCUAAUAAACAAGCUGAAAAAGAUGUCUUGCGCAGAGACCGCUGAAGAGAAGUCCUCGACACAAAGGAAGGAGCAGAAUGCCGACGAAACCCUCCCCACUGUUCCACAACACAUUCCAACAUCACCCACAAAGGAUACAGCGCCGAUACCUCAUCCACCUAAAAUGAAACAAAAAAUGCGUGCACGUGCCUUAAGACGUAAAACAGCACCGUUUAGACGUGUUUUCUCUGUUAACAAUAAUUCCCUUCAAAAUGUCGGUAACGCUAUGGAAUGCAGUCCAUUCGUAGUCGCUGCUCGAAAUCUAAAAUUCUGCUGUCAACUUGCGCAUGGCUCUCCAACGGCAAUUAUAUCGAAUUUUGCCUCUGUCGACGAACUGUUUCAAUCUAUCGCCGACUGUUUCAACAUUUCCCCGGAUGACAUCAUCUUUUGCACCAUUAACACCUUCAAGCCUGAUAUGGAUAAGCUCUUCGCUGGUAGCUUAGAGUACUCAGAUAUGCUGUUUGCACACGUAAAAGGUCAAGCUGUGGAAGUUGAGCUUACCAAAACUGAAGGUCUGUUCGGACUUACAGUUAGUGACAACGGACGAUGUCGUUCAUUCAUUAAACGUAUCAAGGAUAACAGUAUUGCCUCUCGUGCUCGACCAGCACUCGAUAUUGGACAGUUAAUUGAGAAGAUUGACGGUGUUGUUGUGACGGGAAUGCGACACUAUGAGGUCGUACGUAUCCUUCGAAAUAUGCCAAUAGGCAAGACCUUUACAAUGCGUGUAAUUUCACCGAAACAGUCCGGAUUCCAACUGAUUGCACCCCGUAAUUCGUUGGCAAGUCGGAAAUUACUGAACAACGGUCAACAGACGCUUCGAUUUAAAGCAAACGGAGGAGUUGUCAUAGAAGAGGGGGCUCUCGACAGAGCGAUGAUCGGUCGCCUAAACGAGGUAUUGGACUCGUAUCUAGGCGUACAAGAUGAUCAGAUGGCUCAAGGACUCUGGGACUUGGCGCUGAAAUGUGAGACACUUCCUCAAAUGAAUAAAGCUGUACGCGAGUCGGAAUUGUCAGUUUUUGGCUUCCCGGAUGAGCUUGUGUUCGACAUGUGGGGCAUCGUUAGUGAUUGGCGUAGAGAUCUUGAGAAUAAAAAUAAGGAGAAAAACAAAAAAGAGAAAAAUCUGCUCGACGACGAUGAAGAACAGCCACUGCUACCUCUUUUCUCAUAG
Molecule: messenger RNA, 1878 nt
Organism: Necator americanus (New World hookworm)
Lineage: Eukaryota; Metazoa; Nematoda; Chromadorea; Rhabditida; Ancylostomatidae
Exons: 11
Coding region: 1-1878 (625 amino acids)
Molecular function (GO): protein binding
Source: RefSeq, a predicted model, not a curated record